AUGGCAUUCAAGUUAAUCGCUCUCUCAGCUCUCUUGGCGAUAGCCCAUGCUGGCGGACCAGCCGCAUAUGACAUCGCCACGGCAUCGGCCGAUCUUAGUAGCAUAGGCUACAGCCAGGAAUCUACGCAGAAGGGCUAUGCAGGACAGAAUGUCGUGUCGAGUUACUCGAGGGCUGAAGACUCCGCACACUCUUCGGUACGCGUCAGUAACAGCCACGUUACCAACGAUGCUUUGACUUACGCAGCAGCACCAGCAGCAGUGAUCGCUAAGCCAGCUUAUACCGCGGCUACUUAUGCUGCUCCUGUAGUGACCAAAGCCGCACUUGCACCAGCGACUUAUACGACUUAUACCUCGCACGCUGCACCAGCGACUUACACGACUUAUGCCGCACAUGCUACUCCUGUAUUGGCUAAGACAGCUUAUGCUGCUGCUCCAGCUUAUGGAUAUACUGCCCAUGCUGCCCCAGUAUUGGCUUCGCAGCUCCAUGCUACAGCUCCAAUCUACAGUUACGCUGCUCAUUCUGCUCCUGUCGUCACCAAAACUGCCUACGGCACCUCUGCCUACGGAUAUACCUCACCACUUGUAGCUAAGACUACCUAUGCAGCUGCUCCUCUUGUAACAAAAGCAGCCGUAACUGCCCCAGCCGUAGUCGCUAAGGCUACUUAUGCCGCACCAGCCUACGCAGCAACCACUUACGGAUACGCCGCACACGCUACUCCAGUCCUUGCCAAGGCUACUUACGCUGCUCCUGUUGCUCACGUCGCCGCUACCCCUGUUCUCGCCAAAACUGCACCUGCCUACGGUUAUGCUGCUGAAUACGCCGCCCCCGUCGUACAUGCCACCUUCACCGGAUUAGGCACUAGCUAUGCAUGGUAA
Molecule: messenger RNA, 876 nt
Organism: Vespa mandarinia (Asian giant hornet)
Lineage: Eukaryota; Metazoa; Arthropoda; Insecta; Hymenoptera; Vespidae
Source: RefSeq, a predicted model, not a curated record